AGGGACAGAACGCGGAGGGAUCAGAGGAGGCGGGGUUAAAACGUAGGACCUGAACACCCUAUUCAGGGAGGGAGGAGGUGCCCGCGAGGUUGGCUCUGGGUUUCAGCAUAACAGCCAAAGACGGUUGAUCAGUUCGUGGACUCAUUACACGGGGUCUGGAUGUAUGUACAAGGGAAACAGGGUACUGGACUCAAAACUGGGAGAAGGAGGUGUAUAUGGAACUGACCCCAGGAACCGCAGCUGCUGACCUCUGAUCAGUGGAGCCCAGGGAACAUGGCUGAGGCCUACCAAGCCUCGAGCUUGCUGUCUUCACUGAGUUCCGACGGGGCAGAAGUACAGCUCAGCUCCCCAGUGUGGCAGGAGAUUUACCUCUCUGCCCUACGCUCCUGGAAAAGGCAUCUCUGGCGCGUCUGGAAUGAUGUUCUCGCUGGUGUAGUCCCUGCAACCCCCCUCAGCUGGCUUUUCCUCUUCAGUACAAUCGAGCUUGCUUGCCUCCUCCAGCUGGACCCUUCCCUAGGACUGAUGGAGAAGAUCAAAGAGCUGCUGCCAGCCUGGGGCGGACAGCACUAUCAGCUCCAGGGGCUCCUGGCAGCAGCAGUGUUUGCCUCAUGUUUGUGGGGAGCCCUGAUCUUCACACUUCACGUGGCUCUGAGGCUCCUUCUGUCCCACCAUGGCUGGCUUCUGGAACCUCAUGGCACCAUGUCCUCACCCACGAAGACCUGGCUGGCAUUGGUCAGAAUCUUUUCCGGGAGGCACCAAAGGCUUUUCAGCUUCCAACGUGCGCUCCCGCGGCAGCCAGUGCCCUUGGUGCAGGAGACCGUGAGCAAGUACCUGGAGUCUGUGCGCCCUGUGCUCGGAGACGACGCUUUCGACCAUGCUACGGCGCUGGCGAACGACUUCCUGAGAUUGCAGGCACCACGGCUACAGCUCUAUUUGCAACUCAAGUCCUGGUGUGCUUCCAACUAUGUCAGUGACUGGUGGGAAGAGUUUGUGUACCUGCGUUCUCGAGCCCCACUAAUUCAUAGCACAUACUACAUGAUGGAUUUUCUGUAUGUCACCCCCACACCGCUGCAGGCAGCCCGCGCGGGCAAUGCUGUGCAUACCCUUCUCCUGUAUCGCUGCCUUCUGAACCGGCAGGAGAUCCCACCGACACUGUUGAUGGGGAUGAGACCCUUAUGUUCCGCCCAGUACGAGAGGAUGUUCAACACUACACGGAUUCCAGGGGUGGAAAAAGACUACCUUCGUCACCUCCAGGACAGCCGACAUGUGGCUGUCCUCCACCGGGGCAGAUUCUUCCGUGUAGGGACCCACUCUUCGAAUGGCCUGCUGUCCCCACGGGCCCUGGAACAGCAGUUCCAGGACAUCCUGGAUGACCCCUCCCCAGCCUGUCCCCUUGAGGAACAUCUAGCUGCUUUGACUGCUGCUCCCAGGAGUAUGUGGGCCCAGGUGCGGGAGUCGGUGAAGACCCAUGCAGCCGCUGCCUUGGAGGUUGUAGAAGGGGCUGCCUUCUUUGUGUCCCUUGAUUCUGAGCCUGCGGGACUGACCAGAGAGGACCCUGCAACUUCCCUGGAUGCCUACGCCCAUACUCUGCUGACUGGCCGAGGCCAUGACCGUUGGUUUGACAAAUCCUUCACCCUCGUCGUCUUCUCCAAUGGCAAGCUGGGUCUCAGUGUGGAGCACUCAUGGGCCGACUGCCCUGUCUCAGGACAUUUGUGGGAGUUCACCCUGGCCACAGAGUGCUUCCAGUUGGGAUAUGCCACAGAUGGCCACUGUAAGGGGCACCCUGACCCUACCGUGCCCCAGCCCCAGCGCCUGCAGUGGGACCUCCCAGAGCAGAUCCAUCCGUCCAUCUCUCUAGCCCUGAGGGGAGCCAAGACCUUGUCUGGCAAUAUCGACUGCCACGUCUUCCCCUUUUCCCACUUCGGCAAGAGCUUCAUCAAAUGUUGUCAUGUCUCUUCAGACAGUUUCAUCCAGCUGGUCCUGCAGCUGGCCCACUUCCGGGACAGGGGUCACUUCUGCCUGACUUAUGAGUCAGUCAUGACUCGACUGUUCCUGGAAGGCAGGACAGAGACGGUGAGGUCUUGUACCAAAGAGGCCUGCCAGUUUGUGAGAGCCAUGGAUGACAAGGAGAAGACAGACCAACAGUGCCUUGCCCUGUUCCGAGUGGCCGUGGACAAACACCAGGCUCUACUAAAGGCAGCGAUGAGUGGGCAGGGGAUCGACCGCCAUCUCUUCGCACUCUACAUCAUGUCCCAGCUCCUCCAUGUGCAGUCGCCCUUCCUGACCCAGGUCCAGUCGCAGCAAUGGCUGCUGUCCACCAGCCAGAUUCCUGUGCAGCAGACACACCUGUUUGAUGUCCACAAUUAUCCGGAUUAUGUUUCUUCUGGAGGUGGAUUUGGGCCUGCCAACGACCAUGGGUAUGGCAUCUCUUACAUCUUCAUGGGGGAAAAUGCGAUCACCUUCCACAUCUCCAGCAAGAAAUCAAGCACAGAAACAGACUCGCAUCGGCUGGGGCAGCACAUUGAAAGUGCUCUGUUGGAUGUAGCCUCCCUGUUCCAGGUGGGACAGCAGUUCAAGCGCCAGUUCAAGGGGCUUGGGGAGAAUUUGGGUUAUAGAUACGGCUUUCUCUCCUGUAAGACUGUGGACCCCAAUAUCCCCACAUCCUCCACCAACUUGUGAACCCCUCAGCAGGGAGCUGGUCUCCCUCAGGACGGAGGGCAUUGUUUCCAGGGUUUGGCUGCCACAUACAGGGGUAUUGGGUAUUCCCACACCCACCUGGUAAUAAAGAUGUGAGUUGGGUGCAGUA
Arvicanthis niloticus (Nile rat) is the source of this 2806-nucleotide messenger RNA. It is a transcript of the gene Cpt1c, whose product is annotated as carnitine palmitoyltransferase 1C. NCBI's taxonomy places the organism in Eukaryota, Metazoa, Chordata, Mammalia, Rodentia, Muridae. Gene Ontology annotation, molecular function: carnitine O-palmitoyltransferase activity. Gene Ontology annotation, cellular component: mitochondrion. Gene Ontology annotation, biological process: fatty acid metabolic process; carnitine metabolic process. The record is from RefSeq and is a predicted model, not a curated record.